GGCAUGACACGGACUCCAGCGCUCGUAGUAAUAUACUGCGGGGUGCGGCGGUGGGGGUAGAGAAGCGGGGAAUGCACACCAUUGACCAUCCAUUUGCGCCCGCGUCUUUGACGACUGUGUACCUACGUGUUUUUUUCGGAGACCAGUUUUUUACGUUUUUUAUUCCAACAUGGAGGAAAAAUUAAUAACAUUAGUUCAAGCCUAUGAUUAUUUAUAUAAUAUGUCAUCAAAACAUUAUAUGAACACUCAAAUGAAGAACAAUGCGUGGAGAAUAAUUGGGACAGAAAUGAAUAAAACAGGUGAAGAAUGUCAGAAAAUAUGGAGUAAUAUACGUAAUAAUUUUAGGAAAGCUCUGAAUAACAGAAAAACAAAGAGUGGUGACCCGUACACAAAGCGACGCCCUAUCAAGUUUGAAAAAGAGCUGGAGUUUUUGAAAAAAUUCAUUCAGCACAGAAAACAAACCUCGAAUUUGGACUCCUCUUCAGAGGAUACGCAGACUUCUUUUGCAGAAUCCGCUGUCGUUGAUAGCGAUGAACGUUCAGUUUCGCGAAUGACCAAUGAUUCACACCAUUCCUCAAUAAUACCAGAACCUACAACAACUGCUGAAAUACUAAAUAAAUAUAUUGAAUCGAAAAAGGAGGUGGACGCCAUUGAUUCGUUCUUUCAAACAAUGGCUGCCACAGUAAAAAAGCUACCAAAAAGAGAGCAGGUCCGAAUAAAGAGACAAAUAUUUAAUAUGGUAACUGACGCCGAAUUAAACUACAUAGAGGGAACUCCAGCUCCAACAUCUGAAGAUGUCUCUACCAAUUUGCAACAUCAACGACCAUGCCGUACCGCUUUUACUUCAAGAUCUGGCUGUGGAACCGCGGCAGGCUUGGGCUAUGAAGCUGUAUCAGGAUCUGGCUAUGAAACCACCUCAAGAUCUGGCUAUGAAACCACCUCAAGAUCUGGCUAUGAAGCAGCUUCGGGGUCUGACUUUGGAACCGCCUCAGGCUCCGGUUAUGAAGCAGCUUCGGGGUCUGGCUUUGGAACUGCCUCAGGCUCUGGUUAUGAAGCAGCUUCGGGGUCUGGCUUUGGAACUGCCUCAGGCUCUGGUUAUGAAGCAGCUUCGGGGUCUGGCUUUGGAACCGCCUCAGGUUCUGGCUAUGAACCUGCUUCACGGUCUGGUUAUGAAACCGCCUCGGGCCCUGGCUAUGAAGCUGCUUCAGGGUCUGGCUACAAAACUGCAGUUUCUGAAUACGAAACUAAUCUAAAGUAG
Molecule: messenger RNA, 1258 nt
Organism: Amyelois transitella
Lineage: Eukaryota; Metazoa; Arthropoda; Insecta; Lepidoptera; Pyralidae
Exons: 2
Coding region: 170-1258 (362 amino acids)
Biological process (GO): regulation of transcription by RNA polymerase II
Cellular component (GO): transcription regulator complex; nucleus
Molecular function (GO): DNA binding
Source: RefSeq, a predicted model, not a curated record